This is a messenger RNA of Cladophialophora immunda, 3166 nucleotides long. RefSeq lists its product as uncharacterized. Gene Ontology annotation, cellular component: cytoplasmic exosome (RNase complex); nuclear exosome (RNase complex). Gene Ontology annotation, biological process: U4 snRNA 3'-end processing; nuclear polyadenylation-dependent rRNA catabolic process; exonucleolytic trimming to generate mature 3'-end of 5.8S rRNA from tricistronic rRNA transcript (SSU-rRNA, 5.8S rRNA, LSU-rRNA). The coding region runs from base 173 to 1252 and encodes 359 amino acids. The transcript has a single exon. The record is from RefSeq and is a predicted model, not a curated record. NCBI's taxonomy places the organism in Eukaryota, Fungi, Ascomycota, Eurotiomycetes, Chaetothyriales, Herpotrichiellaceae.
CAACUCACCAAGUCUGCCAAAUUAGUGCUGUAUUCAGGCCCGGUGCCUCCUGUCGCUCUUUAACUCUAUUGGCCCCAAACCCCUAGGAUCUUGUGGGCUUCUGUGGUGGAAUCGAUCUCCAAGUCUUUCGACACCCGCCCGCUUCAGAUUGUUCCCGCGCUACCUUUGUGCGAUGCCUUCACUCACGAACUCCCUCCCUUUCUCCCCAGCCGAGCUUGCGUAUCUGCAUACCUCCCUCUCCUCCAUACCGCCUCUGCGCCCAGAUGCGCGGUCUCUGCCGACCGACUUCCGACCACUGAGAGCAGAGACAGGUGUACUUCCGGCUGUGAACGGUAGCGCACAUAUUGGGUUCAGCGAUGGCCGUGAAGCCAUCGUGGGCGUCAAGCUCGAGGUAGAAAAGACUGCCGGAGGAAACAGCGUGUCGAAUCCGGAAGAUGGCGCGAUGGACAUUGACGCAGACGACAAGGGUCAGAACAAGGGUCAAAAACGUGGAAAGGGAAAAUCCGAGUGGGUAACUAUUACGCUCACGCUCCCGGGUCUUCGAGACGACGAUGCAAACUUGGUGUUUCUGGAGGAAAUGCUUCGUGAGCCGUUGGCAGUGCCGUCUUCUUCGAACGCCACAUCGCUGCAGGACAGCUUGAUCAUCAAUUCCCGGUGGCACUGGCACGUCUACAUCGAUGUCCUUCUCAUUUCACCAAAUGGACUUGCAAGUUACCCCCUCCCGCUCUUGAGCAUGGCCACACAUCUGGCAUUACGCGACACCCGCAUUCCAAAGCUCAAAAGCGAGGGCGAAGAAGAUCCCAUUGCGGAUGAUGAUUGGAUGGCAAGCACGUACCUUUAUCCACGAACCACACCACUCAGUGCAAGACCUCCUGUUACGCUUCUUGUCGUCGUGAUCGGCGACAAUAUCAUUUUCGAUCCCAGUCGAGAGGAACUCGCCGUUGCGGACGGUAUCAUCGCCGUCAGUGUUGGGGACACAGCGAAGGAGGCAGAGUUUCAACUGCUUGCGACACGGAUGAUCGACACUCCUGCGAGAGACACCAUGAAGGGUGUGCCGCUGUCCGGCGAGGCAGAGGAAGGGGUUGAUGUGCCUGGUGUUUGGCGGCCGAGGAUUGGUGGUGUCAAGAGAACUCUGCUGAAGAAGGUGGUCAAUACUGUGCUUACUGGGGGUGUGGCUCAGGAUGUUAUGAGCGGCCUGGAUGGAUUUCUGAGCGCCGAGAUGAAUGCUGAGACUGGUACGAGCAUGGGAUGAGGUGAACGACUUGUGAACCGACGACCCUUGAACCGACGACCCUAAGUCAGAUUUUGCCAGAACGAAGGGGAUCUGAAACCCAUGAGCAACCCACAAGCCUUGUCAAUGGCCUCCUCGAUGUCACUAAGAUGCGAUAAAUCCGGUGCAUCUCGGAGAACAGUCAAACAGCAAGAGAACGGACUCUGCCAACUCACAUUGGCUGCCGGCGGACCGUGCGAGACUGUACAACCGUCAUCUGGAAGACAUUCGGAUCUCUUCUUUGUCCAACCCUAGGCAGUUCAGGAGGUGGCCCACAGAAGCACUUCAAGACAACCUGGGCAUUUCCGUCGGCCAGCAUAUGCCCACAGUGAUAUUCGAAGCUGGUUUCAGCCCUAGUCGAGAAUCUGACCAUUGGCGGAAAGCCGACACGGGAUUCAAUGAAAAAGCCGGGUUUGUGGCGGACGAGCCCAUUUGAAUGUUUUCUUCAUCGUCACGAGCUAUCUUACAAGAACUUGUUGGGUCUAUGGUGGAUUCUUGCCAUGGGCAAAAGAUACAAGACCACUCUGGCGCCGCUACCAUCUCGAGUCAGGGAGUCAAUUUGCAGCACGAAUGCUGAAUGCAUUAUGCAGUAUGUGAUAUGUGGAUAUGGGAUAGCAGAAGGCUGCUCCUGCUCUCGACCAAUACUUUUUUCAGGUUUCCCCUUCGACAAACAAAAUGCUGACUCCAGAUUUUAUAUCAUCCCUUCCAAAUCACUUCCGUACGCACUGAUGCCACUACGCCGGUUGGUGCUGUAGGUUAUGGUUUUCUUUCACCGACCAGAUUUUGACACCCACAUCCCCUCUUUAUGCCCUCUCGCUUUGCAACACGCCAUACUGGCCCUGCUCACCGGUCUGGCUGUCAUGGCCCUUCUGUCUGGCACGGCCUCCUUCGACACCAGCCUGGCCCAACUCGCCGAUGGGGUCCUCGUUGCGGCCCAGGAACUCACGCUCGGCCAAUCGGCCGGGGUCAUUGACGGUGCCGAUGGCGCCGGUGAAGGUCUUGGUCUGGGGGAUGCUUUGCGAGACGUCUGCGUCGUCGAGGUUCGCGCCCUUGGGUUUGAAUGUGUUCUCGGGCAUGGCGGCGCCCGUGACGGUAGAUGUGUAUCCCGGGGCGGCGUCGACGUGGGGACGGACGCCCGUGCCGGCGGCUGGACCUCCGGCACCGCUGCUGCUGCUGCUGCCUUUGGAGGUGUUGAUAUCCGAGCCGGAGCGGAUCUGGGACUGGUCGAUCCCGCCGGCAGAGGACGAUGUGGUCGAAGCACCAAAGUCGCUCUCUCCCGCCGGUCGACCAGUUGAACCGCCGUACCCGCCACCUCGUUGCUGGAAAGCAUUCGAUUGCCCACCCGCAUAGGCACCUUGGUCGCUGUGCGCACCGUCGAAUUGUGCCUUGCCCGCCGCGUCCGGGUAUUUCAGGCCCGCAACCCCCCUCUCGUCGGCCCCCGCGCCCAGAGCCUCUCUCCUUCCACGCUCGCUGCCUGACACGGCCGGAGGCAGCGUCGACGCCCCCGACGUGUCUGUGUUGUUGAGCGUGGACUGGUCGCCCCGGACGCCCAGCGGGUGGGCCGAAGUGUUCUCGGCAAAACCCCCGUGGCUCUUGAGCGAUUCCGCCGCGAGAGAGUCCGAGGCGAUGGGCCCGGUCGGCUCUUGGGGGAUGUUGUUGGGAUCGGGCUUGGGGGCACGCGGGUCUGCUGUGAAAGACAUGGUGGAAUUUGGCCGAACUGUUUGUUGGUGGGAGAAGGAGGAGGUACAAGUAGAUAGCAGCAGACGUAGCGCGCUUCAACGGAUCUGUUUUUCGACCUUGGUUGCUUUGGGUUUUUGAAUUCUCUUCAGGUGACAAGAACACGAGGUUUCAGGACAAGUUUAUAUGAUUUAGAGGAGAAAAUGAAGAAGAAAAGAG